This is a messenger RNA of Arabidopsis lyrata subsp. lyrata, 677 nucleotides long. Its product is annotated as PLASMODESMATA CALLOSE-BINDING PROTEIN 5. The coding region runs from base 270 to 677 and encodes 135 amino acids. NCBI's taxonomy places the organism in Eukaryota, Viridiplantae, Streptophyta, Magnoliopsida, Brassicales, Brassicaceae. The transcript has a single exon. The record is from RefSeq and is a predicted model, not a curated record.
UUUGAAAGAUGACGCUUUCCUGUAAUGACCACACACGACAGAGGCAAAGCAUGCCAUGGCAUUAAUUAGAGAUAAAGACAUAUAAUCAUGCCUGUUAUAAAUUUCGAUAGUUGGUUCAACACAUGCAUAGGCCUUAACUACGUCUCCAAGAAAUGAUAUAAAUACAUGCAAAUGUACAUGAUAGACAACAAAGCAUCAUCAUCAAAUAUUAUCAUCACCAGUUUCUCCAUUUAUUAUUCUAUACCAAAAAGCAAGAAAUUUAUCAGAAAAUGAAGACGAAGAUGUUAAUAACCCUCUUUGCACUUAUUUCAGUAGCAGGAACAUCAGAAGCGACUGGUAGACUGGCUGCACAGCAGAACACAAGCAUUAUACCUACAUACUCACUCUGGUGCGUGGAAAAUCCAUAUGCCUACUUUACAAGAGUGAUUUGGAACCUAAAAUGGGCUUGCAAAAAUGGUGCUGAUUGCUCACCAUUGGCAAAGGGUGGCCGUUGUCAAGACCUCGACUAUUACAGAAGCCGAGCUUCUUAUGUCUUCAAUGACUAUUACCAGAAGAAUCCUAUACCGAGAAACUGCGAUUUCGGUGGCGCUGCUGUGCUUACAAUUCAAGAUCCAAGUAAUUCCAAACACUUCACUUUCGAAAAAAUAAAACUCAAAAUCACUAGAGUUCCAUUGUGA